CAAAAGCUCCUGCUCAGCUCUCUUUCCAGCCAAGGUCUAAGUGGCGGAGGGGGUGUCCAUUUUGAAGUGUGGUGCAGAUAUUACUAUCCCAAUGUGCGAGACCAGCUGGUGGCCAAAGGAAUUCUGCCCUUGUCCAAGCUGUGCGCCAUGGUCACCAUGCAGGGGCGCCAUCCCGACGAGGCCCGCUUGUUCUCGCUACCGCUGCUCCCCAGAGUGGACGGCCUGGCGGCACAUCAGCCUCUGCCCUCUGGCCUCCUGGACGUGUGCGUCCGCUACAAGUGCCGCCCAGUCCGAGCGGACGCGCCCGCCGGCAAGGGCCCGGCCUCUUGUCUUGUGACGCUUGUGGUUCAAGUGCACAGAGGGUGUGGUUUGCAGGCAGCAGCCAGAGCCGUCGCCCAGCGAGACGAAAGGUACGACUACUUUGCGGGCGUGGGCGUCAACUCCUACGUGAGCGUCCGCUUGCCCUUCUUGCCCGACGACGAGGCGACGUGCACACGCGUGGCCGCCAGAACCUUCUGCCCCGAGUUUGACCACCGCGCCGAGGUGCGCUGCGACGCGCUGGUCCACAAGAGCGGCGGUGAAAUCUGCAGUCUGGCCGAGCAGCUGGCCGAAGCGUGGGCCGUCUUCACCGUCUGGAAUAAAGACAACCGCAAAGGUCUUACCUCCAGGCCUCCGGCUGUGGUGUUGGGCACUGUGAAAAUCCCGCUGGCCGACCUCCUCUGGAAAACAACAGGUAUUUCCGGCUGGUUCGGCAUCUACGCCGCCCGGCAAUCUCCUGAAAGUCAGCAGACGUUAGUCGGAGGCCUGGAGGUCUCCGUCGCCUUCGCCCACCACUCGGAGCGGGAGCGGAUCAUUCAGGCCGCUCGGGAUUUGGGCUGGGAUCCGACCCGGGCUCAGGUGGACUGCGACGACCGGGACACCUGGGAGCAGAGCGCCGGGAAGUUAUCCCUGACCUUCGCCAUACCCAGAGCCUGGUUGCCCCUGCGUUGCCUGCUCCUGCCGGGCCACGACACCCUGCAGCGCUCCACCUACUGUUACCUCCGCUACAAGUUCUACGAGCACGAGGCCUUCUGCUCGCACAUGAAGCACCCGUGCGCCGGCGAGGGCGCCGAGGGCGACCAGGCCAUCGUGACCUUCCAGGGGAGUCGCACGGUGGAGCUGAUGAGCUCUCAGCCGCUCAUGUGGUACCUUCGAGAGGAGAGGCUGGAGGUGCAGGUGUGGGUGGCGUUCCAGAAAGACAAAAGCCAGAGGCCCCGGGACACAGACCGCCUGCUGGGGUCCGCCUUCAUCGAUCUGUCUUCGCUCGCGAAGGCUCGCAAGCAGAGGUCGACUCUCAGUGGAGUGUAUCCGCUGUUCAGGCGUUCGGCAGCCGACCUGCAGGGCGCCGCUCUGCGGGUGCACAUCAGCCUGACCCCCGGUGGCCUUCCGGCACCUCAAGACAACGUGGCGGAGUCCGACAGCCAGGAGGAGGAGACCUUAGUCGUGGAGCCGGCGGCGCCUACGCCGCCUACGUCGCCGCCUCAAACGACGCAAAGCCAAACCGCCCGAGAUGUCACCUUGUCGCAGCCGGCUGAAAUAUUGAGCGACGACCAAUCAUUCCCGGUCACGCUCGCCGUCCACAGGGCCAAGAACCUCACUCUGAAAGGUUGCCCGCCGUCUGAGAGCGGCGAGGGGACGCUGCGCUGCUACGUCUCGUACGCCGCCGCCGACUCAGCCGAACCCGUAUCCACGGCUGUGGCGGCCGACACAAACUGCCCCGUGUGGGACCACUGGCGUGACUGCAGGCUGGCCAAGCAGCUCCUCCUUGACCCUCAACAGUGCUUGGUCUUCAAAGUCUGGCACAAAGGCACCGCCGAAGCGGAGCAGGUGAUCGGCUUCGCUUCGGUUGAUCUGACCCCGCUGCUGUGCGGCCUGCAGUCGCUCUGCGGCUGGUACAACGUCACCGACUUCGGCGGCCAUUGCCACGGCCAGCUCAAAGUGAGCGUCAAGCCGCUGAAGUGGGUGCGAGACCUCCGCGGGCAAAGGAAAGCCGCUGUGGACGCAGAGCCUUCAUCGCAGGUUGCACCUCGCAGCUACCACACCACAGCCACGUACAGCAGUUUCCCGUCUCACAUCAGCCGAUACCCCGAGCAGCACAUCUCUUCCCCCGACCGUGCGGACGCCAUCUUCCCCAAAAUCUCUGUGCCCAGCGAGAGCGAGCGCCACCACGAGCACAUGCAAAAGGUGCGCCUUCAUCAUCAGAGCCUUCAGGAGCAAGCUGGCCUUCACUCGGUCUGCGACGGCGGCAGCGGCGGCGGCGACAUCAACCCCUCCAGCUCUCUAAUCUUCUCCACAAUCAGUUCCCUUCCCAACUUUUUCCUGCCCUCUCACCAGCUGGAGGCGUCUCUGAGAGUGGUCGGCUUGGCGCCCUCUUUCUCCAAUUCAUGCAGCGACACAGAGCGUGGCCUGACUCCGCCUCAAAUUCCUCGCAGGGGUCCACGACGCUGUCCCGACAUGUCGCCCACUUCUAGGAAGAGACAGACGGAAAGAUUUGCCAGAAUAUGCGCCACUCGCUUGGACGACGACGAUGAUUAG
Molecule: messenger RNA, 2574 nt
Organism: Hippocampus comes (tiger tail seahorse)
Lineage: Eukaryota; Metazoa; Chordata; Actinopteri; Syngnathiformes; Syngnathidae
Product: C2 domain-containing protein 3-like
Exons: 13
Coding region: 148-2574 (808 amino acids)
Biological process (GO): centriole elongation; protein localization to centrosome; cilium assembly
Cellular component (GO): microtubule organizing center; centriolar satellite; centriole
Source: RefSeq, a predicted model, not a curated record